Molecule: messenger RNA, 1635 nt
Organism: Coregonus clupeaformis (lake whitefish)
Lineage: Eukaryota; Metazoa; Chordata; Actinopteri; Salmoniformes; Salmonidae
Gene: lrrc20
Product: leucine rich repeat containing 20
Exons: 5
Coding region: 516-1043 (175 amino acids)
Molecular function (GO): protein binding
Source: RefSeq, a predicted model, not a curated record
AGUCUUUAUCUCGUUGUAUCUCUUUGGCUAAAAAUAGUCUGUCGCCAAAUGUGUUUGAGAAUGAAUGGAUUUGAUUGGACAGAGCUUGCACUGACUCGCUAACUUUCGCAGCUGUCAACCACAGUUCAAGUUUAGGGGGAGAUUGAUGCAUCUACGUUUAUAUAUGCUUAUUCUAUUGCACAAUAUAUUAUACAGCUCCCCACCCGGACGUCGUUUGUGGAAUUAUGAGUAGGCUACAUUAGGAAACUAGCAAUUUAACUAUUACUACGAAUUAAGCUUGCUUUAAUAGCUAACUAACGGUUGUAGCUAGCCUAUAACUCGACGUAGGACAGGUAAUCAAGUUCUUCAUGUGCUUUCUGUGAACUUUGUGAAGAGGACACAACGUUGCAGCAGUGGCUGACAUAUUGAACAAGAUUCAUUGUAACAUUCCAAUGUACAAUAGAGGAGUCCUUGACACAAAGUUGCAACUAGCAAGCUUGUAUGCAUGAUCUGGUGAGAUACGUAGACCUAGCAUAAUGGCAGAGGCUGUGGCCAAUGUUGCCCGGAGAGUCAAUGCGACAGUGGAGGAGGAGAAAGAUACUCUGGAUCUGUCGAACUGCAAACUGAUCAGUUUCCCAGAUGGCGUAUUCAGGGUCCUCAACAGCGUUGCAGAGAAGAUACACAUCGUCACGUUGGCUGACAAUGAGAUGAAGGGAGUUACUGGCAAAUUCUUCAAAACCUUCACUCAAUUGAGAGAACUGGACUUGCACGGCAAUGUGAUCACUAAACUGCCAGACGUAGUUGGGGAGCUGGAGCAUCUGACCAGCAUCAACUUGGCCAACAACAAGUUGUCUGUCUUCCCUGAGAGACUGACGGAGAUCCAGUCACUGGAAAGGAUCAACCUGGAAGGGAAUGAUAUCACUGAACUCCCCAUGGAAAAGUUGCAGGCCAUGCCAGCUCUGAAGUGGAUCAACUUGAAGUCAAAUCCUUUGGACAACAACUUGUUAACUGCCAUUCAGCAAUUUCCUCAAACAUUUGAAAUUCAAACUACAACAGACAACUAGGAACUUGUCUUCUUCUAAGAUGGACAUUCUAUCCACACCCAGAGACAAUGAUGAUUGCAUGCUGUGCCUUCAGACUUUUUCAAUAGUACAAUUAAUUGCUUUUGAUUCUUCAGCGAUUCGAUUGUUUGGCCUCUAUUUCAUUACAUUUUUCCAUCACGUUUGCUGCAAGGGAACUAUCAAACUUGAGGCCUCUCCAGAACAGAACAUGUGGGCCUACUGUAGUCGCUGCCAUUGCUGAAAGUCCAUUUGAGGUGGGCUCAGUUGAGAGAUGACUAGAUGUUGCUGUUUGCACUUUACAGUAGCCUUUCCAGAGCACAUCAAGAGCUACACCUAGUACAUAGUCCUUAUUAACAACGGGCCUCAGUGUUUUCAUCACCAAAGGAAUGGCAAUUAGGUGCUACAUAUUUUUUUAUGGUCUUCAACCUAUCAGCAUAACUGGAGAGAUGUGCUGUCUCUCCUUAUGUAGAGGGACAUUAAAUCAAGCAGUCUGAGUUUACUGUCAACACCCACGUUGUAGCUCACAUGCCUCUGUGAAUGGAUUUACUUUACUCAUUUAGAAAACACUGAAUAAAUAUUUUGAUUCCAAAUUUUA